AUGCGCUUCCCCAUGAGGACCCGUCUCGUUGCAGGCCUUCUACUGGUGGCAUACCUUGGGCUGUUUCCCACACCCGCCAUGGGCGAGAGGACUCGCAGCACUCCAUUCAAGCUCGGAAAUAUGUCUGCAAACGCCGUUGCGCGGACCCCCACGGUUAUCUCACUGGUCGAAGCGCUGGCAACCAAUGCCCAGAUCAGCACGAAGCGGGUCGCCUCUGUCUGUCAGCGAUAUUUCGCUGUGAUCUAG
This is a messenger RNA of Ectocarpus sp. CCAP 1310/34, 246 nucleotides long. NCBI's taxonomy places the organism in Eukaryota, Phaeophyceae, Ectocarpales, Ectocarpaceae. The record is from the annotation of a GenBank genome assembly.